Molecule: messenger RNA, 3155 nt
Organism: Calidris pugnax (ruff)
Lineage: Eukaryota; Metazoa; Chordata; Aves; Charadriiformes; Scolopacidae
Gene: HEYL
Product: hes-related family bHLH transcription factor with YRPW motif-like
Exons: 5
Coding region: 214-1194 (326 amino acids)
Biological process (GO): circulatory system development; regulation of transcription by RNA polymerase II; regulation of neurogenesis
Cellular component (GO): nucleus
Molecular function (GO): RNA polymerase II cis-regulatory region sequence-specific DNA binding; protein dimerization activity; DNA-binding transcription factor activity, RNA polymerase II-specific
Source: RefSeq, a predicted model, not a curated record
CGAGGGAGAAACCGGGGGUGUGAAAGGCAAGAGUGCGGGCAGGGGAGGAGCAGUGCGGGGCGGGCGGGCAGGCGCUGGGAGCAGCUCCUCCGCACAGCCCGGCCGAGGGACCCCGCUUCCCCGACGACGGCGGGGAAGGAGCCGGUGGGUGGCCCUUGCGGGGGGACACGCGUGGGGGAACCUCGCCGAGCCCACCCGGUGCCGCCCGGCAGGAUGAAGCGGCUGUGCGAGGAGAGCUCGUCCGACACGGAGUCGGACGGCACCAUCGACGUGGGCCGGGAGGAGGAGUACAGCCAUGUUUCCAGGUCUGUGUCUCCCACUACGACAUCUCAGAUACAAGCCAGGAAGAAGAGGAGAGGGAUCAUCGAGAAGCGGCGUCGUGACCGUAUCAAUAGCAGCCUCUCCGAACUGCGGCGCCUGGUGCCCACCGCCUUUGAGAAGCAGGGGUCUUCCAAACUGGAGAAGGCAGAAAUCCUACAAAUGACAGUAGAUCACUUAAAAAUGCUUCACGCCACUGGAGGAACAGGCUUCUUAGAUGCUCGAGCUCUGGCCGUGGAUUACAGGAGUAUUGGCUUCCGCGAAUGUCUCACUGAAGUUGUCAGGUACCUGGGCAUCCUCGAGGGCCAAAACGCCGCUGACCCCAUCCGGCUUCGACUCCUCUCCCACCUGAAUAAUUACGUGGCCGAAAUGGAGCCUUCGCCUGUGGCCACUUCCCUCCUGCCCAUCCAGACGUGGCCAUGGUCCUUCCUCCACAGUGCCGCUGGCCCCGUGCAGAUCCCCAGGAGGGAGGCUGCUCCUGCUCCAGUUGUUUUGACUGCAUCUUCCCUGGCUUACCCGAGCCCCGCUGUGAGGCCAGCCCCGCUUCGCCGCGUCCCCAGCGACAUGCUGCCAUCCCGCCGCAGCUUUCUGGCCAGCAGGAUGGCCUCUUCCAGCCGGAGGGCCCGAGGCACGGGCUCGUCUGCAGCCGUAGCGGCUGUGCCCAGGAUGCCAUCUCCAGCAGGCGUCUUGAGAGAGGGCUCGUCCAAGAGCAGCCAAAUCGCCACGUUCCUCUUCUCACCAGCCUCCACGGGCAUCCCCGUUCCACCGGCUUACACAACGCCUCCCGCCUUGGGUGCUGCCACACAGGGACCCGGGAUCAGGGUUGGGACAUCCAGGAUCUGCCGCUCCUGGGCGACUGAAAUUGGGGCUUUCUGACCCUCCCUGCCCCUUUGGAGACAGGAAUUCUUCAGCACUCAUUAGGCUCCCAGGCCUAAGAACAAACUCAGCUGAAAAGGCCUGUUUCCUGCUUUGCAGAAGCCAAGGCUCCAUAAAGAAAAUUCCCUUUGCUCUUCCCUCCUCGCACCGCCUUCCUUGCCUCACCAACACACGUCCUCUCCCUCGUGAUGCCUGCAAACGUAAAUCACAUCCAAUUCGAUGCACUUGCCUGCACGGGGCUGUACUCCAGAGCCUUCCGGCGACGAGGGAGGGGGGCACAUGCGGAUCCCACCCCCGUCCCUCCUGCAGCAAACCCCUCUGUGGACCCAGUGUUGCUCUCCUUUGGAAAACAGCCAGCCUUGAAAUAGUAUCUUAUUUCCCUGGGGACUCAGAGCUGCCAGACAGAGACUUGCUCAUGCUCACUCCCCGCAAUGUUUCUCCCCCCAAGCUACCGCACCUAAUUUUGGUGUGGUGGGAGGGAUGCAGUGCCCCCCCUCCCCAGCACUGUUGGCACCCCACGAGGUAGGCUAGAGCCCCCCCCAGCUCCCUUAGCGAACUGGCUGCCUGCUAAUCCCCCUGCUUUCCUCGCUGCAUUACCAGCUUUUCCCACUUAUGUGCCCUUAAGGUGGAGUGAGGCAACAGCUUAACAGAGCCUGUUCCCACAGCCGAGCUGAAACGCCGCCGUGUCUGUGCCGGGUCCCUGCAGGAACCACGCAGGAGCAGCCGGCCAGGCCGCCCGGGCAGAGGGAGGCUUCUGCAGCCCUUGCUCCACACCGAGGUGUGAAGAGAUGAGGUGAGACAGAGGAUUUCAAAGGGACGUCUGUCAGGGAGGGGAAGGCUCUGACGGCCAAAGUGAGAAGAAAAGGAAAGAGCCUUUCCCUCUGCCAGUCUCCCUGCUGGAGCCGUCUCUCCUCCAUCCCCUGUUGAACAGCCAUGACUCAAGGAGCAGGGGUGAAUGGGGCAGACCAGCCUGCAUUUGAAGUGCCUCCCUGGUUCUCUCUCAGCCCUGCGUCCCUCACCCUCUCCUCCCACUUUCUUCAGUGCCAUGUUUUGGUCUCACCAAUUGCUCAUCCCUCUCUCUGGGCCAGGACCAAAACCCACUGAGGUUUCACCACAGACCUCAGCAAGCUCUGGGUCUGCACUUAUCCCAAUUUCCUGAGAGCUUUUUCUGCCUUGGCCUGCGUGCAGAUACCUAGCAGAUAUGCCUCUGCUCUUCUAGCUGCCCUCCCCUGCUCUCCUCUUUGGGCACAAAGGAACAGACACUUGAAGCUCUCAAGCCACCCUCCCGUGCCAUGUCCCUAAUGCCCAUGGUGGCCAGGGCAGGGUCUCCCAGUGCUCCCCCCAUCUGAACAGCCCCCGCUCCCUGCAUCUGUGCCUUGACUUGCUGGGAUUCAUGUGCAGAAUAGCCUGGACCCAGUUGUAUGCCCACCCCAAGGAGACUCGCCCACUUCUACAGCACUGCAACAGGAAAAGAGAGAAAAGCGUGGAAAGGUUGGGGCAAAGAAAGUUAAAAAAGAGGGAGAAGAUCUCUCUUGAAUGGGAGAGGCUCUCCCCGUGCCUCCAGUCAGAUGCGCUGCCAGUGAGACUGUGUGGAUGAGCUGGUGUUUGCCCUCCUACAGAUGGUAUCUGCCAUGUGCACAUCAGUGUAUGUACCUGCUAUUGGUCUGAAAGUUGGUCCCUCCCAGUUGUUUUGAUGGAAGUCGUCGCGCUUAACACACAGAAAUGCCUCUGCUAUUUCUCCUCACCCUUGUCCUGAAGUGCCGGGAUCAGCCAGGAAUGACAUAUUGCCUUUUAUUAAGGCCAGAGGAGGUCCUCGCAGACCCUGGUUGUUCCUGCGGCUGGUUGGCACACUAGAGCUCACGGCAAGUAGCCCAGCGUCACUUUACACUGUGCAGAGCUGUUAGAUUCACGAGCUGUGACAUCCAGCAAAGGUGUCAAAUAAAGUCUUUCAAACCCCUGUC